AUGCCAACAGUCUACGAACAACUGCUGAACUGCAGCGGCUGCAAUGACGCUGUCCUCAUCAAAGACCCAUCUGCCAGCUAUUCCAUGGUCGCACACACCGGCCCGGUGGGGAUAGUGAUACGGCAUCAGUCAGAAGAGACUAUGGCAGGUGUCUCGUGGCUAGAUAUUUUCCCGUUCACCGCCAAGCAUCCGCUCAGCAACUCGCCGCAUGUAUCGGGUGUGGAGCAGCAGGACAUAUCCAGGCAUUCGAUAUGCAUGGAGAACUGCACCACCCCGGAGAGCAGGCGCGAUAUCGCGAAGGCAUGGGGCUUGCACUGGUGGGGCUUCGAGCAGCACUUCGAGACCAUCGCCGCGUGGACGGGCUCGACGCUCGGGGUCUGCCCCUGCGAAUGCCACAGCCACAAGCGGCCCGUCGAGGAACUCGAACCCAAACACGCAGAUGCCGGCUGCGAAGGCGGCGGGGUUUCCUUUGAGGACGACGACUGCGGCUCGGUAAUCACCACCGCCCCGCUGGUGUGUGGCCAGGAAAGCGGACGGUGCCCCCGGAAGCCAAGAGCUCGGGUCCCCCGGCGAGGUGGUGACUUUCCCCCAGGGUGGCCCGAGGAGGGGCGUGACCGGGCGAGGAGUGAGGAGGUCCGGUACACGGAUUUGUUCAUUCUGGAGUGGCGGGAACGGUGCUUCCGAGAGGAGAUCCGACGAGAGACCGUCCGCUGA
This is a messenger RNA of Diaporthe batatas, 714 nucleotides long. RefSeq lists its product as uncharacterized. The record is from RefSeq and is a predicted model, not a curated record. The coding region runs from base 1 to 714 and encodes 237 amino acids. Lineage: Eukaryota; Fungi; Ascomycota; Sordariomycetes; Diaporthales; Diaporthaceae. The transcript has a single exon.